Molecule: messenger RNA, 1127 nt
Organism: Corylus avellana
Lineage: Eukaryota; Viridiplantae; Streptophyta; Magnoliopsida; Fagales; Betulaceae
Product: FtsJ-like methyltransferase family protein
Biological process (GO): RNA methylation
Molecular function (GO): rRNA (uridine-2'-O-ribose)-methyltransferase activity
Source: RefSeq, a predicted model, not a curated record
GGUAAGUCCGGUUUAGGAUACCUGGGUUUCACCAAGGUGAGGCGACCCGGGUUUAAAUCCCGGCAAUGGCAAAACCCCGUUGAACCUCAAAAGGGUUUUAGAUUACGAGCUUCUAAGAAAGAGAGUAGAUGAGUGGGGCAGGAGCACCAGAUUUCUUCUACAGAGAGGCUCAACGCCUUGGCUAUGUCGCACGCUCCGCCUUCAAGCUGCUUCAGAUGCAGAAGCAGUACAAACUGAUAACACCUGGUUCGUCCGUUCUCGACCUCGGCUGCGCCCCCGGUGCUUGGCUUCAGGUGGCUUGCCAGAGUUUGGGUCCGCUCAAAAAUGGUGGGGUGGUUGUGGGCAUUGAUAUCAAGAAGGUGAAGGUUCCUUCUCUUCACUGUGAUGCAAGGGUUAAAACUGUUUCUGCUGAUGUCAUGAACCUCUCCAAAGACAAAGUUAGGGCACUCUCUCCUCAGCAGAGAGGAUUUUCUGUAAUACUCUCAGAUAUGUGUCCCUUGGUUUCCGGAAUCACAACAAGGGAUGCAGCUUUAUCAGUUGAGUUAGGAAUGCGAGCACUUGAUUUGGCUGUUGGUGGGGCUGCAUUACCUAAUCUGGGUGAUAAACCGGAUGGCCCAGCCUCUGAUUCAGAUAAUAACGGUGUAUUGAAAGCAGGAGGCCACCUUGUCAUUAAGCUUUUGGAGAGUGAAGAUGUGCAAGGUUGGAUUUUAUUUCAUAGAUCUAAAAUUAUUUUUUCUGCUGAUUUGUUUGCAUAUUUUUCUUUCUUUUUGCCUUUUGCUUUACAGAAUUCAGCCGGAUAUGCAAGCCACUCUUUAGAAAGGCAUCCUGGCUGAGGCCUAAAGCUACAAGAUCUUCAUCCAGAGAGAAUUAUUUGAUAUGUCAAGGUUUGCAGUCACAAGCCAGGAUGUAGCUUUUUUGUUCUAUAUUUGGCUUCUAGCACCAUACGCAGGUAGCCAAAAGUAAAAAUAGCUGGGCAAAUCACGUUUUGGCGAAAUGGUUCCGUUGUAGUAGGAAAUAUAUAGCACUUUGUAACCUGCAAUGCCGUGUUUAUUAAUUUUAUAUGGGAAUAAAUAAGCUUGGUUCCCAACCAUAACUCACAUGUAAGAAACCUGCAAUUUCAUUUUGAA